Molecule: messenger RNA, 1335 nt
Organism: Rotaria socialis
Lineage: Eukaryota; Metazoa; Rotifera; Eurotatoria; Philodinida; Philodinidae
Source: the annotation of a GenBank genome assembly
AUGGAAAUCAAGACGAAUUCGAUGAUUAAUAAAGAAGCUAAUGAUGAAUAUUUCAUUCCAAUUCAACCUGAUCAUGCCGUAGCAUUAACUAUGAACUUCCCCCAAUUCUCUGAACCUAUCCAAUCAAAAGCUUCCGCGAUUCAAACAGAUUUUGAUUACAAUUGCCCAGAUUGUCUUGCCGAUCUAUUUGGACCGCUAAUGGCUCCAUAUGCAAUAUUGCAAAAACAGAGCGACGCUUAUCGUCUGCGUCUUGAAUAUAUUGCCUAUCAACGUUAUAUGACAAUGAAAUCAUAUUUAUUUGAUUCAUUCGAAAAAGAUUUGAAGACAAAAUGGAAAAGUACAUUUAAACAUCCGUUUAAAUACGAUAUUAAAGGCUUUUUACCACGAAAAGCUGCAAUCGGAAGAUAUAUGUCAAUGAUUUUAAGUGGAUGGGUCUUCAUCAUUGGUAUUGGUAUUUUAAUUUUUGCAAUAUAUUUAAUAUUCAUUCCUGAUCAUCAGCAACCUAUGGCAACAUUGAUCCGUACGCUCAGUAAAUUCUAUAGAACAUUCUUCUUUCAAUGGAUUAUUGGCUAUUUAAUAUUCUACAGUAUUCUGUUAAUCGUUUCAACAUUAUGCAUAUUAUUGGGUGCAUUUGUUUGUUCAUUUCUAUUGACUUUAUCUGGCAUAUUGAUUGUUCUGAUGGCGUCUGCUUUAACUAUUAUUUUACCAAUAAUCUUCAUCUUUUCUAAAUCAGUAUUUAUUACUAAACUAGAAAGAUAUAUGCGAGUAUCUAUUCGCGACUAUGACGAUAUACCAGAAAAUCCAAUAACAAAGUUCUGGACUGAGUUGCAAUUAAAAUAUUCAUGCUGUGGAUUGGAUAGUCCGAUUUCAGAUUAUCGAGAAAGUUAUUUUCAUACGUUAACCGGCGAAGAUGUACCUGCAUCGUGCUGUACGAGUGGAACUUCAUGCACGUCUAGCCCGACUAUAACAAAUUCAUUUAUCGAUCAAUCGUGUUUACCACAAGCAAAAUCUUUCGUAGAUUUAGCCAUCCAAGUAGCUUCUAUAGGACAUAUUGUACUGGGAACUCUUCUUUUAUUUAUUUUAAUUAGUGUUGGUGUAUUUUUCUUAUAUAUGAAAUCAGCUAAGAAAGCAUUGGAUCGAUACAAUCAAUUUAUUAUUAAAUCGAUGGUGUCAACACUUGAACAAUACGAAAAAGAAAUCGGUGUUUUCAACACCUCGAUACCGAACGAAAUUAAUUUUCAUAAUAAACAACAAACACGAGGUAUUCUACCAAUAACGCCAACUGUCAUACGUGUUAAAAACCCUCGAAUAAUGAACUAUCUUGGGUUUGAUUAA